Anthostomella pinea is the source of this 2235-nucleotide messenger RNA. NCBI's taxonomy places the organism in Eukaryota, Fungi, Ascomycota, Sordariomycetes, Xylariales, Xylariaceae. The record is from the annotation of a GenBank genome assembly.
AUGGGCAAGAAGAACAAGAAGCCCGCCUCGGGUGACUCCCCUGCGCUGGAGCCUCAGACCUCGACGCAGUCCCCGGCGCCAUCCUCGACCUCGACCUCAACCACCAAGAAGAGCAAAGCAGCUUCUCCAGCCUCACCAGCACCUCAGCCCUCCCCCUCUGCUCUGGUAAUCUGCAGAAACAAGCAUUGGCGCUACAUAUCCUCGUUCCAUGGGCCAUGGCUCCAACUUCCCGUCGAAGUGCUCGAGACACUUGCGAAUGCGAACUACUAUAUGCCUCUGCCGCGUCCCGUCGAACCUGCCGUCUUCUAUGACCUGCUCAAGAUUAGGCAACUCGUCGAUGGUGCUACGGACUUGGCUGUACGUGCUGCUAAUGGUGUGGCAUCCUCGGCCAUGUCCAAUUCGUUGAAUGGCGGUGCUGCGCAUCACAUGCAGGCUUUGGGGCUUGGGUUUGGCAAUAAUACAGGCGCAAAGCUCAGUCCGGAACGCAGGUUCCGCAUGAGAGAACAGGCUACCCAAAAGCUGUCGCGCGCUUAUCAUCUGGACGAGAUUGCCUCCAGUGUGGCUACAAUGCAGUCUACAUCGACUUUGGAGAACGUGGCCGGACUCGUUCUGCAGCGGGCGCCUACGGACCCCGAUGCCAAUUACGUGCAUUUCUUCCACGAGAAGAUUCCGUCGAGGCAACUCGCUGAGUGCACUGACUUCCGCGCAUUGGACCUGAUCAUCAGCCAGCGGCCCUCCGACUGCGAACCUCUGAGGACGCGCGCGAUUGUCCGGAUGUUCAAGGAGGACUUCGAAGGUGCUGCACAGGACCUGACGACCGCUCUUGGUGUCUAUCGUCUCCAGCGACCGUUACACAGGCCUACGACAGACAUGCAGCUGGAACGUCGAACUGGAAGGCGGCGGGACAACCCCCCGCUCGAAGAGAGGGAUCACCCCAGCAGCACCGAGGUCCAGCUUCUAUUCCAACGGGCUGGAUGUUAUCUGACUUUGGCUUGCGACAAUGUCGAAGCUGCUCUCCCAAAGCCAGCUGCUACACACAAUGGACAGGCGCGUAAGGGACCGGUCUCUUCUAGUAAUGGAAAUGCCAACGGCGCUGCCGAAAGUGAAGCUAUGCCUCAGAGCCCAAAGCCAGAGCCCGAAGAGAAGGGUCCCACCAAGAAGCAGCUCGAGAGCCGGAAGACUGUACGUCUGUAUGCAAAGCGCGCUUUGCGAGACUAUAUGGAGUAUAUGAAGCACUUUCACUAUUCGCCGGAUCUACCGAUUGAGGUGUCGGAUGACUUCAGCCGCCAGGUCAACCAAGCGACGCACCGUAACAAGAGGUACUACAAUCAUAACCGGUAUUCCUCCCAGGAUCCUGGCAGUCCGGUUGGCAGCUCGGCAGGGCAUACUGUUCAUGCACUGGCAGCGCUGUUCUCUGCUACUCCUCCGUCCGAUCUUCCGCCAUACCCGUCGACCGAUCUUGUAUCGGCAAGUUCUGUGAAUGUUGACUCAUUUGAGACGUCCAUCGAAGUCGUAACUUACCAUCCGUUACUAACAGACUCAUUGCAUUCUCUCCUGCUAUGCCAUACUCUGAUCCAAACAUCAGCAAAGGAGCUCCAGCGCCAUGCGCAUAUGGUGGCUCGUCUUGCUCGCCUGGCUGAUGGUUAUCCGGUCUUCCAAGCUAGUAGGUCUCCCGCUCGUGCGGAUUGGAUCGAGGUCCUGCGACGCGCUGAAAAUUGGAUUGAGCUUUCGUCUAGUUGGGAGACUCUUUGUGCUCCGGCUCCAUUGCCGAUGCCACUUUCGUCGAAUGGACUUUCAGCGGCAGCCGCUAGCAUGAAUGCAUUGGCUAUAACUGGCGGUACGAGUCCUACCGAAACAGAAGAGCAACGCAAAGAGCGCAUGCGACAUCAGGCCAUCAUUGAAGCUUUGGAGGAUGAACGCGUUAACGACGAGGCCAGCUUCAAGGCAGCUAUCUUGGCACGCCAGCGUAGAGCCGAGGCGGAUCAAGCCAAUUCUGCAAACGGGAGCGCGUCCAGUCCGAAUGCUGCACCAAAGCGGUGGGCUGUGGAUGAUGGAAGGGAAUAUCCUAUCCUCACUGAGCGCGCCGAAGCUGUCGCGAGAUGGAUCCGAGAGGCACCAUCGGGCUCCGGUAUGGGCAGCAGCAAGCGCAAGAAGAAGCCUGCAUCUGCGAAGAAAGCUGCUCUUAUCGACAAGCAGGACCGUACACAUGGUGUGCCCGAUCAAGUCGCUCAGUAG